GAGCAAGUUAAGGCUCAGUCCACCGCCUGCGUGUGAGGACCGAGCUCAGCACAGAUUCUGUCAAUGAAAUAGUUGCUGGAUUUGAUGAGCUGCUGUGGAACUCAGUGAAAACCUUUAGCGUGAGAAAUGGCUCCGAAAAAGGGGAAGGGCGGUGAUGUCCCAAAGCCUCCGCCGCUAAUUGGAAGAUUUGGGACUUCACUGAAAAUAGGAAUCGUUGGCCUGCCCAAUGUUGGGAAGUCAACCUUUUUCAACGUGCUCACAAAGAGUCAGGCUGCAGCUGAAAAUUUCCCCUUCUGCACCAUUGACCCAAAUGAAAGCAGAGUGCCCAUUCCAGAUGAACGCUAUGAUUUCCUCUGCCAAUUCCACAAACCUGCCAGCAAAAUCCCAGCUUUCCUUAACGUGGUUGACAUUGCCGGGCUGGUGAAAGGCGCUCACGCCGGCCAGGGUUUGGGAAACGCCUUCCUGUCCCACAUCAGUGCCUGCGAUGGCAUCUUCCACAUGACGCGUGCCUUCGAGGAUGAGGAUAUCAUCCAUGUGGAGGGGACGGUGGACCCAGUCAGGGAUAUGGAGAUCAUCCACGAGGAGCUGAGGCUGAAGGAUGAGGAGAUGAUCGGCCCUAUUAUUGACAAGCUGGAGAAGACGGCCAUUAGAGGCGGUGACAAGAAACUCAAACCAGAAUAUGACGUUAUGUGCAAAAUAAAGAGCUGGGUAGUGGAUGAAAAGAAACACGUUCGCUACUAUCUCGACUGGAACGACAAGGAGAUCGAAGUGUUGAACAAAUACUUGUUUUUGACAUCCAAACCAAUGAUCUACCUCGUUAAUCUCUCCGAGAAAGACUACAUUAGGAGGAAGAACAAAUGGCUGGUGAAAAUCAAGGAGUGGGUGGACAGUCACGACCCCGGCGCCUUGGUCAUCCCCUUCAGCGGAGGCCUGGAAAGCCAGCUACAGGACAGCAGUGAAGAGGAGAGAGAGAAAUACUGCACAGAGCACAAGACGCAGAGCGCCCUGAGCAAGAUCAUCAAGGCAGGCUACGCCGCCCUGCAGCUGGAGUACUUCUUCACCGCCGGACCAGAUGAGGUCCGCGCAUGGACCAUUCGGAAAGGAACUAAGGCUCCACAGGCUGCGGGGAAGAUCCACACAGACUUUGAGAAGGGCUUCAUUAUGGCGGAAGUAAUGAAAUUCCAGGAUUUUAAAGAGGAAGGCAGUGAGAGCGCUGUCAAGGCAGCUGGAAAAUACAGACAACAAGGAAGAAACUACAUUGUGGAGGAUGGAGACAUCAUCUUUUUUAAAUUUAAUGCACCAAACGCACCAAAGAAAAAGUGACACCGGAACAAUGUGUUUGUUUACAUAACUGACUCUAUUGUCGCUAUUUUUGGCCGUUACACACUGCCACUUUCUCACUUUUUUUUUUGUUUUCCACCCUGUAGGAUCGAAUCCCUCCUUGUGUGCCAAAGCACAGGUUCAGUAAACUCUGACAGCUUUGCUAUUUAAGAUCAGGAUCGCCCCCCACUCCAAAUUGUAGCAGCAUUUGAAGGAGCAUAUUACUCUCCAGAUACUUCAUUAAUCUCCAUCACGGGUGCCAACACUGACACAGCUGACAGCGGGGACAAUGCCACCUGCUCCUCUCCCCCUUCUGCAGAUAAUGCAUGUUUUACAGUAGCCCAGAUGUCUACACUCAAUAAAACAUUU
Messenger RNA from Salarias fasciatus (jewelled blenny), 1689 nucleotides. RefSeq names its product obg-like ATPase 1. The coding region runs from base 127 to 1323 and encodes 398 amino acids. Gene Ontology annotation, cellular component: cytoplasm. Gene Ontology annotation, molecular function: ATP binding; GTP binding; ATP hydrolysis activity. The record is from RefSeq and is a predicted model, not a curated record. Lineage: Eukaryota; Metazoa; Chordata; Actinopteri; Blenniiformes; Blenniidae. The transcript is spliced from 11 exons.